Molecule: messenger RNA, 2695 nt
Organism: Bombyx mandarina (wild silkworm)
Lineage: Eukaryota; Metazoa; Arthropoda; Insecta; Lepidoptera; Bombycidae
Product: mannosyl-oligosaccharide alpha-1,2-mannosidase IA-like
Biological process (GO): mannose trimming involved in glycoprotein ERAD pathway; carbohydrate metabolic process
Cellular component (GO): endoplasmic reticulum; Golgi membrane
Molecular function (GO): calcium ion binding; mannosyl-oligosaccharide 1,2-alpha-mannosidase activity
Source: RefSeq, a predicted model, not a curated record
AGCGUACGUAGUGUGACUCGUGUACAUGAAAAGAUGUAUCACAAUCACUCGAAGUAUUCGGUAAAGCACACAGAUCGGACAUGCACCGUUUUUUAGUUCGCGAUAAAAUUAAAAAAUAAUAAUAUAGUAUUUAUUUCGGUAUUCGAUUCAGGAAAAAAUUUAUCCGAUUAAAUUAUUGUAGUCGGGAUAUUCUUAACAAUAGCCACGAUGCGUGCUUAUCCCCGUUUGAUUUUGACCGCGGUCACUGUUAUGAUCUGUAUGAGCUUGCCUGUCCAAACAUUAAACGCGGGACAGGGAACAUCGGUGCAUCCAGCUAGUCGCCUGGCCCGCGAGGCCCGAUCACUUCAAUCUAACCAAAUCGAAGCUGGUAACAGCAGCAGCUACAGCGGAGCGUUAGAUUCCCAGUCAUCAGUCGAAAAACAGCGGUACAUUAUCGAGAUGAUGCGACACGCUUGGAACAAUUACAAACUGUACGCUUGGGGUAAAAAUGAACUGAACCCGAUAUCUAAACGCGCACAUUUGUCGAGCGUGUUUGGCUCCGGGGAGAUGGGAGCCACCAUUGUUGACGGCCUGGACACCUUGUACGUGAUGGGCCUGACCGACGAGUUCCGUGAGGGACGUGACUGGAUCGCGGAACAUUUCAACAUCAACGAAAUCGAUUCCGAACUAUCAGUGUUCGAAACGACGAUACGUUUUUUGGGAGGUCUGCUGUCUUGCUACGCUCUGACCGGUGACACCAUCUUCAGAGACAAAGCCGCCGAGGUCGCCAACGCCCUGCUGCCUGCCUUCGAAACUCCCACUGGACUUCCAUACGCUUUAAUCAAUCCAUCCACUAAUGCCAGCCGCCAAUAUCACUGGGCAGACUCGAACAGUAUUCUCUCUGAAUUGGGUACAUUGCACCUCGAGUUCUCAUACCUGAGUGACGUCACAGGACGUGAAGUCUACAGGAACAAAGUGGAUAAAAUACGUGAAGUACUCUACAACAUUGAGAAGCCCGGUGAUCUUUAUCCGAACUACAUCAAUCCUCGAACCGGACAGUGGGGACAAAGACACAUAUCCCUGGGAGCUCUGGGUGACUCGUUCUACGAGUACCUGCUGAAGGCCUGGCUCGCAUCGAACCGCGGCGACGAGCAGGCGCGCACCAUGUUCGACACGGCGAUGCAGGCCGCGCUCGACAAGAUGCUGCGCGUGUCGCCCUCCGGCCUCGCCUACCUCGCCGAACUCAAGUACGGCUGGGUCAUCGAAGAGAAGAUGGAACACUUGUCUUGCUUCGCUGGUGGCAUGUUCGCAUUAGCCGCUACGACAUUGGAGAAUUCGUUUUCUGAACGGUACAUGGACGUCGCAAGGAAACUGACCCACACCUGCCACGAGUCCUACUUCAGAUCCGAAACUAAACUGGGACCAGAGGCAUUCAGAUUUUCGAACGCAGUCGAAGCCCGAGCUCAGAAGAGCGACGAGAAAGUUUACUUGCUGAGGCCGGAGACGUUUGAGAGCUACUUCAUCAUGUGGCGACUCACCAAGGAGCAGAAGUACCGCGACUGGGGCUGGGAGGCGGUUCAAGCGCUAGAGAAGCAUUGUCGCGUCGAAGGCGGCUACACCGGACUCACGAACGUCUACCACCAGAACCCUCAGGGCGACGACGUGCAACAGAGCUACUUCCUCGCUGAAACACUUAAGUACCUCUACCUUCUGUUCUCGGACGACUCUCUCCUUUCGCUCGACGAGUGGGUGUUCAACACUGAAGCUCAUCCGCUUCCAAUUAAAGGCAAGAAUCCCCUGUACCGCAUGGCGAGCACGCCCGUGCCAAUAGAAGACAACCGAGUCUAAGAAGAUGAAAUCGACAGCUCUGUGUGCUUAGUGCCAGUUUUUUAACGUUCUCGCUAGCGUAAAAGUUAAGUCAAAAUUGUAUGGAGUUGGAACGUUUGCCUAUGUUUGCCGCUAGGGGUAUUGUUCCAGCUGCAUACAAAUUUCAGGUAACUUUUACGCUAUCGAGAACGUUAAAAAACUCGCACUACGCACACAGAUCAUCUGACGAGAAGAAGUCCCAAAGUUAAUUACGAAACUAUUCAAAAUGGCUGUUCUAACUAACAACCUGCCAACAAAUAACGAACGGAAGGGGUAUAGUCACGGAUGUGUGAUUCUUGUAGGCAUUUGUACAAAUUGAAUUUGGUAGCAUAAUAUAGAUUAUUUUGUAAUUGGAAUGUGAAAGUUUUAGUCGUAAUGGGUAUGUGUAUAAUGAAAAUUUCUUGAAACAAAAAGUAGCAAAAUAAAUGGCCGUGUAAAAUUUGUAAUUAAAUAUUUAGUUACGCGUUUUUAAAUUGAUAUUUCAAAUGAUCAAUGGAAGUUUAAUGGUAAUUUGUUUGUUCCAUUAUGUUGAUAAAUUUUAUAAAUAAAUUAAGUAAAUAAAUAAAAACAAACUUAAGGUUUUUGAAUAAAAUAUAAUUUUAAUCCACUUAAUAUCAAUAACUGUAUAUUAGUAUCUGUCCAUGUGUGAAACGAAUCUUCCCGUAGAUUCGUGUCAUUAAUAAAAUGAAUCGGUUAAGAAAUUAAUGAGCGUCAUAUAUAAUAAUGGAAACGGGAGAAACUUGUUUAUAAAAUGACAAGAAAAAAUAACUAAAAUAUGUAUAUAAUAUGUAUAUGUCUUUCUUUCAACACUGUUUUCCAAUGUUAACAAUCAGCUGACUCGGAGUCUAGC